Messenger RNA from Folsomia candida, 3229 nucleotides. RefSeq lists its product as uncharacterized. The record is from RefSeq and is a predicted model, not a curated record. NCBI's taxonomy places the organism in Eukaryota, Metazoa, Arthropoda, Collembola, Entomobryomorpha, Isotomidae. The transcript is spliced from 6 exons. Bases 1568 to 2938 code for a protein of 456 amino acids.
GCCGUUUUUUAUAGUUUACAUCGAUAUUAUAAUUAUAUCGUAAAUUCUAAAAUUUGAGAAAAGUAUGAAGUAUCGGUGCUUCAAAAUUGUUAUUCAAAAUUAUUAAACUUUUAUCAGCUAAAUUUAAGGCGAAUACAAUAACUUGUAAUACGAGUAAAAAUUAGUCUCACCUCAAAUGCAACGCGUUUUUAAAUUUCAAAAAAUAAUAACUCUUAAUUUUUUUUAAUUAAAUUAAUUUUUUAAUGGCAGCAAAUUUUUUAAUCUUUUUAAAGAAUACAGUUUUAAAUAACGUUACUUUCAAAAAAGGGAACCUGUCAGAAAUUUAGAAUUGUUUUGAUUUUUAAAAAUGGUUCCAGUGUUGAAAGACGAUCGUGCGUUGAAAUUUAGAGAUUUACAAGGAGUCGAGUAACAGAUGGCGUGAUUUUAAUCAUAAUAUAAAUCGUGAUUAAAAUUAAAGUCGAAGAUUCAAAGAUUAAAAAUUAAAAAUUAAAUUAAUUAAAUUGACUUGUGAGAUUAAGAUUAAAAUUAUUGAUUAAUACGAUCAAAUUUCUUGAUUAAAAUUAUGGAUUAAGAUUAAUUAUUCUUAAUCUUAAUCUUAAUCUUGAUUAUUUUAAUCUAGAUUUUCCCAGCUCUGUGAAUGGGAAAUGCAAUUAAAUAUUGCAUGAAAUAUGAGUAUUACUCAUUGAGUAAAUGUCAAUCAAUUGAGUAAAAUUAAAAGUACUUAUGUAUCUAAAGUAAAAAAAAUAUAUUACAGUAGCGUUUGUAACUUUCUAAUUUGUGAACCACAUUAAAAAAGUAUAUACGUUUGAAACAUUACACGCGUUUGAAACAAAUCAAACGUUAUAUAAAUAGAUAAGUGUACAAAUAAGUGCGCAAAUAAAUUGAACAUGUGUCUAGGUAUUCUUUCAAAUUGUAAAAUAGAAUGCAGCUUCUGAAAAAAUAAAAGUCGAUAAAUGGUAAUUUGGUAAUCGGUAAAUUAUCAUCACACCAAAAUUUCUCAAAAAUUAGAGUAUUUCUUCGGGAUUUUGUGGAAAAUUCGGUGGUAACAAGUUUAAAUUGUUUAAUAAUAAUAUGUUAUUUAUGUUUUUAAUUAUGCAACUCAUAUUUUGUAUUUCUAAUUUCAUGAAUUUUGCAUGAAACCAAAUCCUCAUGAGGCCUCAUGGGCAUGCAUCCAUCAUCAACAAAGAGGGGCAAGAAGAUCCUCGUCAGGGCUUGAUUUUUAAAUCGUGGGAACGCCCGCACGGAACGAAAACGGAAAAUUUUCGAGUAGAAAGUUCAGUACCUGUGGUAAUAAAUAAAUUAAAAUUCUGUGAAAUUCUGACAAAUUAUUCGUUGAUUUUAAGAUAUUGUAUUUAAAAAUGAAGCGUGUCAAAAAGAGGACAAGCUCGGAAUCUAGGAAAAAAGUUGGACCAAUUGGCGCCACCAGGUCAAAAGGGAUGGCUCUUGAAAUUCCGGAUCGUGGGAAGAAGAGGCUCGCAAGAAGCUCUUACGAAACGUAUUGCUGGAUUUGUCUUCGCCCUCGGUCAAGAAGGAUUUUGCUCAGACUGUGGCAUCCUACACCGAAACAAUGGAAACUCGGGGGGCAUAUCAUUCCAAAUUGCGAAUUGGGGAGAUAAAAUCCGUCCAUGAGAGCAAUAUUCUGUGGUAUUUAAUAAAUCGGCAAUUGGUAGACACGUGGCCUGUUUACAAGCUUGGCAAAUGGACACGAUAUUUUUUUGGAAGGAUUGAAGCCGGGGUAAAGGGACCGAAAGCAAGAAAAUGGUUUAAGGAUUUGAAGUCGCCACCCCCUGGAUAUUUUGAUGAGCAGAGGAGACUUCUUGUCUUGUCUGACUUGAUUGGAUUACGUGUGAAAGAGUUAUCCAUGAUUUGGCCCUCACCAAAAGAUGUCACAUACUUUUGCGAAAUGCUGAGCAAAUUUGCUAAUCUCACUCAACUAGAAUUUGUGGUCACGGUUCCAAUGGAUUCAGAAGAUUUUGAAAGUGACCACUUUUUUCUUGAAGACCCUCGACUUGCAGGUUUAAAGACCAAGUUUCCAGCCGGAUUCGUUCUCUCAUCCGUGAAGAAAUUGAUGAUCAAAUUCGACUACGAUUUUGAAGAGGAUUAUGCACAUUUAGUCAUCGAAGAACAAGUAGAAAAGGAAGGAUUGGCCCGAUCUAUUUUGGAACUUUGCCCAAAUGUGGAACGCCUUUGUGUAGACGAUCACGGCAAAAUAUUUGGACAAGAAAUUUGCCGUGACGCCUCCCGUUUCACAAAACUGGCAGAAGUCAACUUUGACCUUUCGGAUCCACGCCAAGCUGGAAUUUUAUCUAUGUCAUGUCCUCUUCGUGUUAUCCACGUGCACUUCGAAAUAUCCAGCAGAUUGAGGGGACUGCAAAAAAUUUUUAACAAAUUUUCAAAUACAUUGGAGGAUUUCAAGAUGGAGGUGGAAUUGAUCGCUUGGGGACCUUGGGAGCCACAACCCGAGGGAGGCCGACAGUUUAGAUCAACGAUUCUUGUUCCAAAAAUGCCAAAGUUGAAAAAAAUUCAUAUCAAGGUAGGAAUGACCCUGUGCCUGAUGUCUAAAACAGAAAAACGGGAAAAUUUGUUACGUGUUGCCUGUCGACCAUCAGAAGAUUUUGUUUUUGAGACAGCCGCAGGGAACCAGAAGAUUGACUACAAUUUACAGUUCCCAUCCUUGACUACGAUUGCAAUCAAAGGUAGAGGCCACGAAGUUUUACAUGAUUUCUUCACCCCACAAAUCGACCCUCCUUGCACGACAGUUCGAUAUUUGGAUAUCGACUAUCCUUCCGAGAAGAAAGAAUUUCUUGAUCGGAAUCCAGAUUGUACGACUGGAUGCAACUGUUGGAUUUGGAAAAAUGACAUCACUCAUUUGUACAAAAGGAUGGCGGAAACUUUUCCGAAUGUGAAGGAUGAACGGUUCACCCCUUUUCGCAAGUAAUUGCCUAAAAAUAAGGGACGACAAUCAACAUUUCUGUUUUACAUACAUCGUUGUUACAUCUUUACAUCUUUUUUCGUUGUUCGCAUUAAUUUGCGUAUUUUUUUUUACUGAAUUGCUUGUCCAUCCAUAUGUUUCUUUACCAGGUCUGGCUGUUUUUUGAUGUUAGUCCUUAGUUAUUGAAUAAUUGAAUUUGCUAAAAAAUGAAUUGCUAUGUAUGCAGGCAGAUUGAGGUUGAGAAAUGAUUUCUUAUAUUUGUUAUUGACUUAAGUAAAUAAACCAUUGCAAAGCGGA